Tachysurus vachellii is the source of this 4501-nucleotide messenger RNA. RefSeq names its product CCN family member 3-like. NCBI's taxonomy places the organism in Eukaryota, Metazoa, Chordata, Actinopteri, Siluriformes, Bagridae. Gene Ontology annotation, cellular component: extracellular matrix. The record is from RefSeq and is a predicted model, not a curated record. Gene Ontology annotation, molecular function: heparin binding; integrin binding. Bases 2498 to 3508 code for a protein of 336 amino acids. Gene Ontology annotation, biological process: cell adhesion; signal transduction. The transcript is spliced from 5 exons.
AGCACCAUGGUGAUGAUGCAGCAGGUCAGAACCUGGAGAAGGGGUUUAGGUUUAUCCUUUUGUGAAACACUCAGCACCCUCCAUCAACAUCUGUCGGGUUCCAUUUAAAAGCAGGUGAAUAUUUGCUUCAUAAAUUCAGCUGGUCUUUGUUUCUGUGUAAACAUCUGGAACUCUGUAAAGAGAAAACAAACAGCACACAGUCCCAUGUCCCACACUGAAAAUCGCUCAACACACAGCUACGGUUAGAAGAAAAAUGUUGAAGAUCUGCCACCUUUUGAACAUCUGGAUGUAAACAUUUUGAACAUCUGGAUAAGUUUUGGGUAGCAGCUUCUGUUACUCAUGACUUUAAAUAUGUUGGAAUAUCAGGGUUCUUAUGUUGUGGGUUCUCCAUCAUCAUCACCUUCUACAGUAACUGAUCAUUAUCCAUCAGAACAUUACAGAUGUUUGUGUCAUGUGUCUUAAAGUUCUGUGGUGCUUUAAACCCAACAUUAAAACAAAUUUCCAAACCUUCAUCUUAUGGACAGAUGUUCAGUCUGAACAACAAAAACAAACAAACACAAUCAAAUAUGAUACAUGACGUGUUUUAGAAAUGGAUUCAAAACAGCUUUUCAGACUCACUUGGACCAAUCUGACGUCAUGUGGUUUUUCUCUGGAACAUCUGGAUGUGCAAGCAAAUGUCACACACACGCUUUACACAACAACUUGAACAUCAAAUCCUUGUUCCAAAUGUAGACUGAAGUUUGGCAGCUUUUUAUUUUAACAAUUAGACCAAAAAAUAUAUAUUAGGGUCAAAAUAUUUACCUCAUUUAUCGACCUGAUCAUAUGUCCAGCAGGAUUUCUUCACCUCCUUUCAUUCAGGUCAAAACACGUGAAAAUCUGUUCUGUUGUGUUAGUUUUUCCAUUUUUUUAAACAUUUCUAAACAGACAUGGACAGAUGAAAGACGGAUUAUGUAGCAAAACCCUGAUGGAUAAAAGUUGAUGGGUUUUUUACAUUUUUUUUAUUUGGAGUGAAGGAGAACAAACUGAAGAUCUGGAUGUGAAUUCAGAGCAGAACUCUAAUAAACCCUUACAAACGAGCUGAAUAAUCCCGAGUGGUCUGGCCAUGACCUUACACCAAAGUGCCAAAACCUUGCCAAAAAGACACGGCCUAUUAAAGUGUUUCUGUAGCAGCAGCCAAAAUCAGGAUCGUUUAAACUCUGAUCAGCAGCAAACAAAAUUCCUCACACAGAACAUAACGGAAAGCGAAGUGUGUGUCACAGGUUAGCCAGCGGUGACCAGAGUCCUCCAAAAACCGACCCCAUUUCCUCCCAGAGGAACCUUUUAAAACUUUUAAUUAUUCACAAUCUCAGAGCUUGAAAAAACCAUAACCUUCUCUAUUAAAGGAAAACCUGUGAGCUGCCAAGAUUUAUUUUAUUAUGAAUUUUGAUUGUAAACGUCUUUCAUCACUCUGUUAUAAUGACCUACAAUGUCGUUUGUCUGCCUGCCGAAAGUGGUGGAACUGAAGUGCAUUCUGGGAGUUGACCGUGUGCAGCUUCUUCUAUUGUUUUAUACAUUGUGUGUUCAGGUAAUAUUUUUUACUUCUGAGUCUGCUAGUUGUUCUUUAACAGUUUCACCACAGACCAGUUAACCUCAUCACAAUUUGUGUUUAAAUGGCUUAAAAAAAAAGACAAAAAAAGACAGAGAAAAAACACACAUCCAUGUCAUCAAUAAAGCCUUAACAUCACUAAAUUAGCUAAUCCAAAACUCUGAAGUCAUGUUGUGACAUCACAAAAUGAACUCAUGUAUAGUCCCGCCCCUGAAUCCAUGUAAUCGGUUUAAAAAACGUAAUCCAAUCAUUGAGAAGAAUGAAAAGAGCUUAGCACAUUAGAUUUUACUGGCUAUUACUGACUCAUUGUGUCCAUCCAGUGAGUGUGUGUGUGUGUAGUCUUCUGCUGCCAGGAGACGUGUGUGCACAUGGAUUAGAGCAGCUUUAUUGCUGUAUAUAAAUUACAGCCCUGGAUGUGAUUCAUGUCUCGUCAAAUAGUUUCACAGUAAAAGCUAAGAAAUGUUUAACAGCACCUUCAAGUGUUUGCUCAGCUAACGGUUCUGCUGCCUCUUUGUUCUGUCUUUGCUCCGCUGAUCCGUAACAGGCCUUUAGUGAGACGUCAAUCAUGUGAGAUUGUGUAGUGUUGUGAAGCGUACAGUCUGGUCUGUGUAAGACAAACAGAACUUUAUCUCACUCUUCAUGAAGCCACAUCAGGUGUAACUUAUAAACAAUUUGUGUGUGUGAGUGAGAGGGAGUGUGUGUAUGCGUGUUUGUGUGUUUGUGUGUGUGUGUGUGUGUGUGUGUGUGUGUGUGUGUAUGUGUGUGUGCAUGCAUAAUGGGUCAAGAGGUUAUACUUUUUCUUUGGCAGUAAAAUGUGACCUGCUAAUACAUUGCUGUCCAAUCAGCUGUUUGGGAACCCUGUCUAAUCCCGCCCCUUUUCCCUUGUCUAUUUUUUUUGGGGGGAGUGUAUAAAUGAGUUGGAGGGGAGCGGCGUUCAGCAGAGAGAAGGACUUUACCAGGCCAGGACACAAUCUGAUGAUGUUUGUUGAUAAUUUAAUGAAGAAGGAGGUUUCUCUCUGCGUCUGUGCACAGGUUCUGUUAUUCUGUGCAGUGAUGUGUGUGAGACAGAGAGGAGAACCGUGUUCACGCACAGAACCAUGUCAGAAGGAGCUGCGUUGUCACUACAUGGGAGGAAGCAGGAACAGGACCGGAGUUUGUGAUGCUCCUGAUGCAGAGCCCUGUGCAAUGGGCAGCUCUGUGUACCACAGCGGCGAGACGUUCUUCCCGAGCUGCAGUUAUCAGUGUGUGUGUCGCGGUGGGCAGAUCAGCUGUGUCCCUCGCUGUAACCUGGACGUGAUGCUCCCAGGUCCGGACUGUCCAUUCCCACGUAAGGUGCAGGUUCCUGGAGAAUGCUGUGAGAAGUGGGUGUGUGAUGAACAGGCCGAGGUCAGCGUGCUGGGGGGCGUGGCAAUGGCAGCAUACAGACAGGAAGACACGCUGGGCUUCGAUCCCAGCAUGGAGUGUAUAGAGCACACAACUGAGUGGAGUGCGUGUUCUCGGUCAUGUGGGAUGGGAGUGUCCACACGAGUGACCAAUCAGAACCGGCGAUGUGAGAUGGUAAAACAGAGCCGGUUGUGUUUGGUGCGUCCCUGCCACACCCUAAACGAGCAAGAAGAGCAUCAGGAAGUGGGGGCUUGUCUCAGUACGACGCAGAGCCCCAGACCUGUGCACUUCACUUUCAGGAACUGCACGAGUGUGCAGGCAUUUCGUCCUCGGUUCUGUGGCCGGUGUUCAGAUGGUCGCUGCUGUACACCUCACGCCACCAAGACGGCACCUGUGAGGUUUCGCUGCCCGACCGGAGCCACACUCAAGAGACCUGUCAUGUUUAUCCGUACGUGUGCAUGCCACCGUAACUGCCCUGCUGAGGACAGGGUUUCACAGCACGGACCUAAGAUCGGACACUCCGCCUUCCUCACACGCUGAAGUCAUGUGGAGAAACACAGAGAUUCUCUUACUGCUUCCACCGAGGUGAAACCUGACAGGAGCCAGGACCCGAGUAAAAGUUUAAACCACACAGUGUUCACGGCACCAUGAGACAUCAUAAUUCACACAAAUCUUACUAAUCUUAGAGGCUUGCGCGCAGUUAAUCACAGAGAUUUGUUUAAAACAGCACAGACAACAUUCACUCAUACUGUAGCAUCAGUUUUGUGUUAUUUCACUCUGACUGUAAAACAACACUCCACAAACACUUUGUAGCUAUUUUGUUAUUUUAGUUAUUUUCUUUUAUAAACAGCUUUAAAAAAUUAAUAAAGUGAAUCAUUCUUGUCAGUCUCAUCAUUAAACAAAAUAGUGUUGUUUUAUUCAGCUCUCUGCCCUGAAAUUAUGUAAAACACCAUGUGUGCUUUUAAAGUGACAGUUAUUUAGCUCAGCAUCAGUUAUUCUUAAUGAUCCAAAAUAUAACCACAGGAAGAAAAUUUUCUCUCUUUGGUUCUAGAUGUCUAGAUCCAACACCUAAAAGUACUGAAGAGUAAAUUACAUCACAUCACAUCUUUCUAACACAUUGUUCUUCUCAACUCAAUGAGGUUAUUUCUAUCCUCUCAGUAAGCAGGUCUUCUCUGAGCUGGACCACACUGACUCUCUCUAAUCAAUGAGAUGGAAAUCAGAGAGAUGGAAAGAGAAUGAAAUACUUGGACAUGCUGUUCUAAAUUUUCACCAACCUAAUGCUCAGCAGUGUCAGACAAAUUCCUCUGGUGUGUGCAUGUGUGUGAGACCUCUCCCAGGCCCUGGCAUCAUAAAAGAACACCAGUCACGACCAAGUGGAUGCAGUGUGUCAGUGGUCAAAGGUCACGUUCACAGUGGACUGAAAGUUUAAUGAGUUCAUGUUUGAUCUCUCAUCUAUAUGUUUAGAUUUUUUCCACGUACGUUUUUAAAAUACAUAUUGUUAGUGUUGGGUUAUCAGCUUGUGUCAUUACAUUC